Rhineura floridana is the source of this 4180-nucleotide messenger RNA. It is a transcript of the gene TMEM117, whose product is annotated as transmembrane protein 117. NCBI's taxonomy places the organism in Eukaryota, Metazoa, Chordata, Lepidosauria, Squamata, Rhineuridae. The coding region runs from base 456 to 2123 and encodes 555 amino acids. The transcript has 10 exons. The record is from RefSeq and is a predicted model, not a curated record. Gene Ontology annotation, biological process: intrinsic apoptotic signaling pathway in response to endoplasmic reticulum stress.
CUCUCUCCUUAGGCCUGGCGCGCACCAUUCACCAACCCCAUGUCUCCGAAUCGAAGCUGCCCCCGCUAGUUCUGCUCUAAGGCCGAGCGAGCGAGCAAAAGCAGCAGCGGUUGCCUGUGAGAGCUCCGAUUCUAGUUGCAACCGGCCUUGUCGCAGGCAGCCAGCGAGCGAGCCAUCCCGCCGCCACAGGCUCCUCCUGGAGAAGCAACCGAGGCAGCGGAUGUCAGCUGGGAAAACCCUCUACGGUCACGCCAGCCUGAGCGGCUGGAGGAGGGCGUGGGCCGCUCGCGGGUUAAGUUCUUGCGCGAGGGGUUAUUUAUAGCAGGCAGCGGCAGGAGGUCUCUCGCGUCUCGCGCCGCCGAAGCCGAUCGUCGCGUCGCGUCGCGUCGCGUCGCCGCGAGCUUCAGUCCCAUCGCGAAGCGUGUCUGCCGGCCGUGGAGCUUAAGAGUCUAAGGAUGGGCAAAGACUUCCGCUACUACUUCCAGCAUCCGUGGUCCCGCUUGAUUGUGGCCUACCUGGUGAUCUUCUGCAACUUCUUAAUAUUUGCUGAGGAUCCAGUAUCUCACAGCCAAACAGAAGCAAAUGUCAUUGUCGUUGGGAACUGCUUUUCUUUUGUAGCAAAUAAAUACCCUGAGGGAGGAGGUUGGAGAUUUUUAAAAGUGUUCCUCUGGCUGCUUGCCAUCCUCACAGGACUGAUAGCUGGCAAGUUCCUCUUCCAUCAGCGUUUGUUUGGCCAAUUGCUUCGACUGAAAAUGUUCCGAGAGGACCAUGGGUCUUGGAUGACAAUGUUCUUCAGCACCAUCCUCUUCCUCUUUAUUUUUUCUCACAUAUACAAUCUGUGCCUCCUUAUGGCAGGUAACAUGAGUUCCUUGGAAUAUUUAUUUCAGAGAGAUGAGAAGGAACCUGACAAAAUUUCCAUGAUGUCAAAGCACAGUGCAUUCUUGAUACUGGCAUACAUUGUAACAGACUUCAUGGGCAUCAGGAAUGAAAGUUUUAUGAAGGUAGCAGCAGUGGGGACCUGGAUGGGAGACUUUGUCACAGCUUGGAUGUUGAUUCUGACUUAUGGCGACCCUAUGAAUAGGGUUUUCAUGGUCACAGAUAUGAUGCUUCAGGACAAGCCAUAUCCUGACUGGGGAAAAUCUGCCAGAGCUUUCUGGAAAAGGGGGAACAUCAGGAUCAUUUUAUUCUGGACAGUUCUGUUUACUUUGACUUCUGUGGUUGUGCUCGUCAUCACAACUGACUGGAUCAGCUGGGACAAGCUCAAUCGUGGAUUUCUGCCAAGCGAUGAAGUAUCACGGGCCUUUUUGGCUUCUUUCAUCUUAGUGUUUGACCUUCUCAUUGUCAUGCAGGACUGGGAGUUUCCACAUUUUAUGGGUGAUGUUGAUGUCAAUCUUCCUGGCUUGCCUGCUGCACACUUUCAGUUUAGAUUGCCUUACUUCAAAAAGAUUUUUAAGGAAGAAUAUCACAUACAUAUAACAGGGAAAUGGUUUAACUAUGGAAUCAUAUUUCUUGUUUUAAUCUUGGAUCUGAACAUGUGGAAGAAUCAAAUAUUUUACAAACCACAUGAAUAUGGUCAAUAUAUUGGUCCUGGGCAGAAGAUCUACACUGUAGAAGACUCGGAAAGCUUAAAAGAUCUCAACAGAACUAAACUGUCUUGGGAAUGGCGAUCAAACAACAUUAAUCCUUUGACCAACAGAACCUAUGCUGAAGGGGACAUGUUUCUGCAUAGCCGAUACAUUGGUACAAGCCUAGAUGUCAAAUGUCUGGCCUUCAUUCCAUGUUUACUAGCUUUCGCUUUGUUUGGCUUCUUCAUCUGGUUCUUUGGACGAUUUCAUAAAACUGAUCAAGGCAUGGAGAAUCUUGACAAAUCAUACACACGCAUGAAAAGGAAAUCGCCAUCUGAUGUGGGAAUGACUCGGGAGAAUACACAGGUUUUGGCAGAGGAGCCUUUCACCUGUGAAGAUCCACAUUUGAUAUCCAUCAAGUCAGACCUGAGUGAGAUCGUCUUUAAUUCUUCCCUCCUAACAUCUGAAAACGUUAGCUCACAUUUAGAUGAACAGCCAAGUCCACUGAAACCAAUAAGGGAGCCUCCUGUACCUAAGAGUAAUCAUUUAACCAAAUAACAUCUAUCUUGGAAAGAUGCAAACAAGCAAUUAUUGUGAGAUUUCAUUGUUAACUUUUUUGUAAACUAAUGUUUAUGUAGUCUUCAGAACAAAAAAAUGAUACAACCUAUACCCCAAAGGUGCUCAACAUGCUUUUUUUCUAUGACUUUGUUUUCUAUUUGUAUUAUGACUUGUGCCUAUUGUAUUAUAUCAAACAUUCCUUUAUAGAUUGCUUCUAAAAAUUGCAAUAGUGUACUAGAUGACUAUUUGCAGGUUUAAAAUGCUACUUUGGUGGUGCCUUGAAACAUUAAUUGUCUUUCUAACUCAAACAUGUAGAAGAGAUAUGAAGCUGUCCUUUUCAACUAUUUUGAAAGGGCGAUUUUCUUUUAAGUAGAGUGAUUUAAAACUUGGCCACAGAAUGUGUGGUCCACUGGCUGAAGAUGAUAAGUCUCACUCCAGACCCAUCUUCCUCCACUCCUUCUAGAGCUUGGAUGAUAGUAGCUGCUGUGUGGUGGAAAAGUAAUAUCUCUCUCUCUCUCUCGUUGCAGACUGGGGUGGAAAACUAUUGAGGAUCUUGUGCAUCUUACAGACUGUACACCAAGGGUAGCUAAUGUGGUGCCCUCCAAACGUAGUGCCCAUCAUCCUGGCCAUUGGCAUGCUGGCUGGGUCUGAUGGGAGCUGGAGUCCACAACAUCUGAAGAGCACCGCAUUGGCUGCCCCUGUUGACCAUAGUCUACACCCGAUUUAGAACCUCACUUAAUGCAUGUGUCAAUAACAAAAGCAUGAUGUCAAUGGUCAAUGUUUUUGUGGAAUGGUUUCUAAUAAGAAAUAGCAGUGAAAGUCUGGCUUUUAUUUACUGAUCUACAAAGUCUAUGACUUUGACAGCUGGACUUCAAGAAACAUGUUGAUUGCCUUUUAAUUUUGCUGACUAGCUUCCAGACACAACUACAGAUUCAUAGCUCCAUAACAUAAGAGUGAUAAUGUACCAUGGGUCGCUGCUUAGGAACAUGUGACUUUCUCCACAAGUAAUUGCAAUUAAUUGAUAAUGCCUAAUUAUGUUUUUCAUAAUUAGAGAUAAAUUUCUACUUGAUUAAAAAUCCUGCCCUUCACCCUUUUAGGAGCAAAAGGUUAAAAUGCAGUGUUGGAGGAACAGUCGGAAUCUUAGCCGAAACCUAUGCAAUGCCAAAGAACCAAUAUUGGGAAUGUGUUUAAGGAUUAUAGAGUCCAGCAAUUGCAGUGUUUAUGAACUAUGAUGUAAAUAUAUAUUAGGGCAGGAGUGAGCAGAAGGUAAAUAUGGAUCUGCUGGUAGAUCUUGGGAUAGACUAGCAAGAGUUCAUGCUUUUCAAUGUUUUAACAAGAGCAACAACAAAAAAGAUUUCCCUUCCCCUAAAUUAGGUUGCUGAAGCAAAGAAGGCUUGGGGGGAAAUGAGUAAUGGAUUCAUGUGUUAAAGGACUAUGAAAUCAGUUCUAGUCCUGGGCUGAAUGUGUGCCAUCAUUUUGCAUCUGGCUCUGGUUGGUGGAUCUCAGAGUCCAAGUAAAAAACAAAGGAGAUCCUUCAAGCCUGAAGUCUUCCCUCCCCUGAAUUUGGGUACAUCGAUAUGAAGCCCCUGUGCCAUCAUUUUGCAUCUGGCUCUAGUUGGUGGAUCUCAAAGUUCAAGUAAGAGCCAUCAAACCUGAAGUCUUCCCUUGCCUGAAUUACAGUACAUCAACAUGAGAUUUGUGCAAUGCUGCUGAGAGAAUGGCAACAGGUUGUGAUAUGAGGAAUGAAUGCAUGAAAUAGAAUAGCAGAUUCUGUGUUGUUUUGUUACUUUGAGGAAUUAACACUGUGUCCACUAAUAAAAAAAGAAACAAAAUCAAGUAGUAACUGUAUUUUCUGCUCUGUCUUCUUAGCUGGGAAUUUAGGUUGGUCAGCUGCAUUGUUCAAAUGAGUGCAGUAUCUGCGACUCCACCCUCCCAAACACUUACAUUGCUUCAGAUGUAGACCCAAAUGCUGCUGUAACCAUCCUCAUUUCUUAUUUGUUGUGAUCUGCCUGCUUUUUAAAUGGGCUGCAUGCUAAAAUUAGCAUGCAUAAUUGAAC